Molecule: messenger RNA, 304 nt
Organism: Dentiscutata heterogama
Lineage: Eukaryota; Fungi; Glomeromycota; Glomeromycetes; Diversisporales; Gigasporaceae
Source: the annotation of a GenBank genome assembly
UAUCACUUCCAGUUACUAUUCCAACUAGAAUUCAAAUUAAUUUGGAAUGUAUAAUUAAUGAAGCUACUCAAGCAUUUGAACGAGUUUUAUCUAAAAAAAUUUUAUCUAGUAAUUUAUUAAAAGUAUAUUUUAGUAAAGAUCUUUAUAUUGAAAUACAUGCUUCUCUUAAUAAUUUAGAUAAGUUAAGAUAUCUUGUAAAUAAAGCACAACAAAACCAAUUUCCUUAUAAACAAGGUUUAUUGAGAAUUGCUACAGAAUUCUGGAAUGGAAAUAAAGAAUUUAAUAGAUAUUUACAAGAAAUUGG